UCGCAGAAGACUCGACUCAGUUCAGUCGUUCUUCGUCUUCAGUUGACAUCAGCUGAUGACUGAAAUGUCAAUUUACCAAUCACCAAAAAAUUACUACUGUAUAAAAUAUGUUGAAAUUCCAUGGUAAAGGAAGAAAGUAAAAAUACUAAAAAUCACAUGAAAAAUACUUACAUUUGAUUUAAAAUUCUUUCAUUGAUCACUUAUGAUUUUUGUGUUUACUCAUAAUAAACAUCUUUGCUAAAAAAUUAACUUUCUUUCAUGUUAACUGAAUUUUAAAAAAAAUAUUAUUUACUGGAACUAUUUUUUUAAAACUAUUCUAUUUAUCGAUUGGAAAAGUUAUCGAUUAAUUAAUUACAAAAUAUCGACUUCACACUUGUCCUACAUUCUUCAUUCAAGAGAAUCUGUCUUUUGCAGUCCUUGACUGGGUCACUAUCGCUCAAUAUCUUGAAGAUAUCAACUAAAUAGCCACAAUGAGCGUACCUGCUGGAGAUGCCGAUAAGGGAAAGAAGGUGUUUGUACAGAAGUGCUCACAGUGCCACACAGUUGGCAAGGGAGAGAAGCACAAGGUUGGACCUAACCUCAAUGGAUUGAUUGGCAGGAAGACCGGACAGGCAGCUGGAUACACCUACACAGACGCCAAUAUUAGCAAAGGCAUCACCUGGAACAAAGACACAUUAUUCGUCUACUUGGAGAACCCGAAGAAGUACAUUCCAGGCACAAAGAUGGUGUUCGCCGGCAUCAAGAAGCCACAGGAGCGCGCCGAUCUCAUCGCCUACCUAGAACAGGCCACUAAGUAAAUUUAACGCGUUAUCAUAAUGGUAUUGUAGUGAUGAAAGUAUUAUGCAAGUGAGGGCCAAGGACGCAAGUGGCUACCAAAGUACAUAGGAAAAAUAUUAAUGUAAAAACUACCCUCUUAUUGAUUUCAAUCAAUAAUCCGUGCUCGUUUUAUUUAUUGUGUCUGUGACACACUUCAUGUUGAUGUAAAUUGUAUAUUUAAAAAAAUUGGUUCCUUGUUGUCUAAUAAUAAGCAUAAAACCAUUCAUUCAUGUUGAAAAAUUGUUUUUGUCUAAACCUGUAGCUUUUCCCAUAAUUGAAAAUUUACCAGUGACUGUCAGAAUAUUUUCUAGAAAAUCAAAUUUUGUUCUCAUAGAGUAUUUUAUUUGUGUACAAAUAAAAACAGAGACUUCGAAGCUUGA
Molecule: messenger RNA, 1196 nt
Organism: Nilaparvata lugens (brown planthopper)
Lineage: Eukaryota; Metazoa; Arthropoda; Insecta; Hemiptera; Delphacidae
Product: cytochrome c-like
Exons: 4
Coding region: 471-797 (108 amino acids)
Biological process (GO): mitochondrial electron transport, ubiquinol to cytochrome c; mitochondrial electron transport, cytochrome c to oxygen
Cellular component (GO): mitochondrial intermembrane space
Molecular function (GO): electron transfer activity; heme binding
Source: RefSeq, a predicted model, not a curated record